This is a messenger RNA of Saccostrea cuccullata (small rock oyster), 3768 nucleotides long. RefSeq names its product putative autophagy-related protein 11. Bases 379 to 3768 code for a protein of 1129 amino acids. The transcript has 3 exons. Gene Ontology annotation, molecular function: GTP binding. The record is from RefSeq and is a predicted model, not a curated record. NCBI's taxonomy places the organism in Eukaryota, Metazoa, Mollusca, Bivalvia, Ostreida, Ostreidae.
AAGCCAGAAAGUGAAUUGUCUGAAAAAGAAACAUGUAUCACUGCCAGUUUAUCGCAUUCAGAACCUACAAACGAAAACAGCAAUCUUUUUCAUAGAUGCAGAGAAGACCUGCAUUGUGAAUAUGAAAAGAAACAUAAACGAGAAUUAGAAUAUAAUGAGAAAAAGGACGAAAGCAGAGAAAUAGAAAGGAACGAAAAAGGUAAACCAAACGAAAGGCGUUUAACUUCAGAUGAGGAAGAAGACAACUUGGAAUCGACUCUACAAAGGGUUGAAGUGAAUGAAGAUUGUACGUUCGUCUUGGAUUUAGAUGGUCAGAAGGGGACAAAUAUCACGAGUAGCGUUAAUGAAGUAAGUAACCCAGAAAAUGACUAUCAUAAAAUGAACAACAGUUUAACUUUGGAGCAACCACAAAACUUUCAAGAAAGAAUUGGAACCAGGAAUUAUAAAGAAAGUCAUGAAGAGAGUGAUAAACGUAACUCAAAUAAAGACACUUUAUCUGAAAAUGAAAGGGAAGAAAAGUUUAACCUUCAACAACAAAACAACCACGGGGGUACUACGAAACCAAUCAACACGAUCAAAUCAGAUAUAAAACAAAAAUUAGAUGAAAACAUUUUACCCGUUAUUGAAAGUUAUGAUUCGAAUAUGAAUUUAUCAAGAAUCAUUUUGAUUGGAAAGACUGGUGUUGGAAAGAGUGAAACUGGAAACACUAUUCUUGGACAAAGAAAAUUCGAAACAGCGGCAGGAUUUAAAUCCUGUACAGCAACCUCUAAAAAAGAAAUUAAUGUAAUAAAUUGCCAAAUUUUAGAGGUAAUAGAUACACCUGGUUUAUAUGACACUUCACAAUCAGAGGAAAUGGUCAAGGAUGAAAUUGCUAAAUGUUUAGAAAUGGUGUCACCAGGACCGCAUGUAUUCCUGGUCAUCUUGACAGUGGGAAGGAUUACGGAACAAGAAAAAUACACCUUGAAAUACAUGACAGAUCUGUUCGGAGGUCCAGACUUCUUGAAACACACCAUAAUCGUUAUAACCCGCAAGGAGGAACUUAACCCCGAGUAUGACUCAGAUAACGACGACGAAGAUUUCGAUGUUUCAGAGGAGCUUGCUGAGUUUGUAGGAGAUUCUGAGGACCUGAAGAGAAUGGUGGAGCAAUGUCAAGGCAGGUGUGUGGCUAUAUCUAAUGCUGGCGACAUUAAAGGAUACAGACGAAGAGGAGACGCUGAAAAACUUAUCCAAUCUAUCAACCAGCUGAUAGAGGAAAAUGAAGGAUUGUGGUACAGUAAUGCACUGUUUGAGGCGUUGGAAAAGGACAAAGAAGAUCGAAUGAGGAAAGCAGAAAUCGAAAGACAAAAUGCAAUCCAAGAUAAACAGAGGCGUGAGGAUGAACGAAAACGAGAAAUAAAAAGACGAGAGAAAAAUAUUGAAAAAUUGGAGAAAGAUAUACAAAAGGAAGAGGAGAAAUUAGAAAAAGAACAAUCUAGAUCGGGGGAAUCUCUUGAAAAAUUAAGGGAGGAGCUGGAAGAAUUUAUUGCAGAAAAUGAAGAGCGGGAACACGAUAGGGAGGAAAGUAUAAGAAAAGAGAAGAAGCGUUUAAAGGAUCUACAAAAAGAAAACGACGAUUUAUGUUCUCAAUUAGAUAGUAUAGAUUGGACAAUUUCCAAUUCAAAGAAAAAUAAUACAAUAUGUGCCAUUAUAGAAAGAAUAGCAGUGUCAACGUUCUGCUAUGGAAAACCCAAAAAAUAUGUCCGAUCAAGAAGUAAAAUAGGAGAGGCACGAUGGCACUAUAUAUUAACUGAAGUUCAACGAAAAGGAAAGAAACAAAAUAUGGAAUAUCUAAUGAAUAAAGAGAAACCUACAGUGCCUCAGUGCGUGUAUCAAGAACAAAGAGAUGGAGAGGAACCAAAUUUUAAAAACGGGAAAGACUCAAAUGAUUUGAGCAAAAGCUUUGAUGAAAGUGGAAUUAUGGUACAUUGUGCAAACAUCCCCGCACAAGUUAAAGAAAAUGUACCAGAAAACAACGUUCUACAGGAAAGUUUUAAUGAUAUCCAAAUAAAAGAGACCAGCACGCAUGAAGAAAUAUCUCUCAGCAAUACCAGAACAAAAGAGUUACAUGAAACAAGAAAUCUGAAAGAUGAGGAGGAGCAAACAUAUGCAGAAAAAAUGGUACACAGAGGAGAAGAUAUUCGGGUUGAUUGUCUGACAAAAGGUAGAUGGACACAAGAUGUAGUCGAUGCUUCUUCUGACAUAGAUUUACGCAUUAACUCUGAUGGUAAUAUUCAAGUUAAAAAUAAUCCUUCUGUAUUAUCCAGCUGUAAUAUGAAAUCUGUGGAGUAUCUGAACACUUUUGCUGAGGGUGAAAAAGAGAGAAAUGAACUAAAGGAUUGUGACGAAGAAUCGAACAAAAAUAAAUCACAGAAUACUGUAACAGAAAAUUAUGAAAAUAACUUCAAUAAAUUACUUGAUAAAAGUGAAUACCCUCCUUUAGCAGCCAAUAGUAGUAACCAUACAGGUUCUGAAGGGAACUAUGUAGAAACCAACAGAAAAAGUGAGAUCGAAGGGAAUUCUGAACAUGAUAAAUUCCCUCAAUUAUCGAAAAUGGCUUUCCCUAUACCACCAGAUUUGAAUAAUACAUCAACUGGAGAGAAUGUAGGGGCCGAUAAGGUACUCAUCACUACAAGAGAUGAAACUUUCGAGAAAGCCGAUGAAGACCAUAGUCAAUAUUUUAAGCGUAAAGCACUUCGCAUUGUUUUGAUUGGCCAGACGGGUGCUGGGAAAAGUGAAACUGGAAACACCAUAAUAGGUGCUAAAAAGUUUAAAUCAUCGUCGUCUUCAAAGUCGUGUACAGAAGUCUGCCAAAGAGAGGUCGUAGUCAGAGAAGAUAUGAUUCUAGAGGUUCUUGAUACCCCGGGUCUCUUUGACACACAUAAACCAGCCGAGGAGCUGAGGAAAGAAUUUUUAAAAUGUAUGGUUAUGAUGAAUCCUGGUCCUCACGCAUUCCUUUUUAUUCUAAAGAUUGGUCGUAUCACCGAACAAGAGAAAAAGACAUUAAAAUAUCUCAAAGAAAUCUUUGGUGGUGAUCAUUUUCUUAAGCACACUAUUAUCGUCAUUACUAGAAAAGAUGAUUUACAACAAUUCGAUUCGAGCACAAAAACGACCGAAGAAGAAAUUGAUGAUCAUUUUAAAGCCAUUCUUGAAAACUCGCCAGAUCUUUACGUUAUGGUUUCACAGUGUGAAAACAGAUACUUUUUAAUUUCAAAUAAAGGAAAAGUAGAUGGACAAAAGCGCCAAACACAAUCUGAUAAACUCUUAUCACUUAUAAAGAAAAUGACAGUCGAAAAUGGAGACACCUUUUAUUGUUAUAAAUACUUCUUAGAAGUCGAGGAAGAAAGGAAGCUGAAAUUGAGGAGAGAGGCUCAGAGGAAGGAAGAAGAAAGAAAGUUAGAAAAAGAUAGAGAACAAAAGGAGAAACUGGAAAAAAUCAAGGAACAAGAGCUUCAACUAAAGCUGGAAAAGCUCGAAGUGGAACGGGAGAGAGAAAGAAGAAGAGCAGCCAGGGAAAUGGAAAGAUUGGAAUCUCAAUUGAGAGAGGAGAGAGCCAAACAAAAACGCGAAGAACAAAGACGGAAACAGAGGGAACAAGAAAGACGGUUAGAAGAAUUAGAGGAGGAGAGGGAACGCCAAGAACGUCGUAGAGAACGGCUGCGCCGGCAGGCGGAGUAUCGUCGGGAACAACUAUCCACACAGUCCAAUGGAUGGGGCUGCACUGUUAUGUAG